Molecule: messenger RNA, 834 nt
Organism: Pleurotus ostreatus (oyster mushroom)
Lineage: Eukaryota; Fungi; Basidiomycota; Agaricomycetes; Agaricales; Pleurotaceae
Exons: 4
Coding region: 1-834 (277 amino acids)
Biological process (GO): regulation of transcription by RNA polymerase II
Cellular component (GO): nucleus
Molecular function (GO): RNA polymerase II transcription regulatory region sequence-specific DNA binding; DNA-binding transcription activator activity, RNA polymerase II-specific
Source: RefSeq, a predicted model, not a curated record
AUGCUUUCGUUCAAAAGUGAAUCAAGCGCAGACUCUGAAUCAUCCCUCGGAAGCAUACCUGGGACACUCCAGCCAGAGUUAGACUACUGGGAACGCCUAAUAUUUUCUUUUGAUAUGGACAGAGAUGAUCCUAAUAAGGCUUCGCGUUCAGCGCGUCGUGGGCGAAGCCGCGGGCGAUCACGCUCGCGAUCUUCGACGCGCGGAUUACCAGUACCAGGAUCCAAUGUACCAGAUAUUAGUGAUGCCGCAUUACUUGCGCAGUUUGCUUCUGCAGCAGCGCAUCAAGCCAGUGGCAGCCAGGAGAACCCGUACGAUAACUUUCUGCAAGCUCUUCAAGUAUCUCAAGGAAAUCCAUACGCGGCAUACCUCCAUUCGUCGACUGCCUCCCCUGCUAAUGACGACGCAGCGGCGGGGGCGGAAGACAAGCGUCGGAGAAAUACCAUGGCCUCAGCGCGGUUCAGGAUCAAGAAGAAGCAACGCACACUUAACCUCCAGCGGUCGGUAUCCGAUCUCACUGGUAGGGCGGAGGAGCUGGAGAAGGAGGCCGCCGACCUUCGCAGGGAGAAUACCUGGCUGAAAGAGAUCGUCAUGUUGAAGGGCACUCGUGUGGCACAGAUGAACGCCGCCCGUCGAGCAUUAGCACAGGCGCCACCUGGCCAGUCAGACCCCUCAGGCUCGACUCCGUUACCAUCAGCAAGCAGCAAACCUCAAGCCGCAGAGGCGGGGGGCCAGGACAAAGACGAUGAAUCAGAUAGCGAUGAAUCAGAUAUGGGCGAUGAUAAUGACACCGCAGCGCAGUCUAGCAAGGGCAAGGGCAAGGCUAAAGAAUCAUAA